AUUGGCUAAAAUGUUUGCGUUCCAAAGACUCUGUUAAUGUUGUUGAAAGUUACUGAAAAGCUCUUUUUAACAGUUUUCAUGUAACUGUAUAGCAUACAAUGCACGAUAAUCAUCGUUAUACACCUGACAUUCCUGUCCAACCGGUGACCACAGUGACUGGAGAGAAUAUAAAAGGUGCAGGAUGAGACAAAGAGCACAGCGUUACCAUGAGUGCAUGUAUGCUGAAGUCUGGGUGCGUGGUCUUGGCACUGCUUAUAUUUGUAAAAGUUUCUCUAGGCCAGAUAAGCACAUGUGGUCAGGCACCUUUAAACUACCGUAUUGUGGGUGGACAGAGCGCCUCGGCAGGGGCGUGGCCAUGGCAGGUUAGUUUGCAUCACCCUGUUAAGAGCGGACAUUUCUGUGGAGGAUCCCUCGUUAAUAAGGAAUGGGUUAUGACCGCAGCACACUGUUUCCUAAGCACUGACACUUCUGGCUUGGUUGUGUAUUUGGGGAAGCAAGCUCAGGAAGGAGUAAAUUAUAAUCAACUCACCAGAGAUGUCACCAAGAUUAUCAAACACCCGCAGUACAACAACAUCACCAAUAAUAACGACAUCGCCCUGAUUCUUCUGAGCUCCUCUGUGACCUUCACAAACUACAUCAGACCUGUGUGUCUUGCUGGCAAAGGCAGCAGUUUUCCCUCUGGUACCCAGUGCUGGAUCACAGGCUGGGGUGAUAUCGCCUUAGGAGUGUGGCUGCCUUCUCCUGGUGUGUUGCAGGAAGCACAGGUUACUGUCAUCGGCAGAACUCAGUGUGACACACUACUGGGACCAGGAAUCAUUACCAACAAGAUGAUCUGUGCUGGAUUAUUACAAGGAGGCAAGGACACCUGCCAGGGGGACUCUGGUGGUCCAAUGGUGAUUAAGCAGGGAAGAGUCUGGAUUCAGGCUGGUAUCACUAGCUGGGGUAUGGGAUGCGCUGAUAGAAAUUCACCUGGUGUGUACACACUAGUGUCCCAGUACCAAGCCUGGAUAUCCAGCAUCAUCAAAAAAGACCUACCUGGUUUUGUCAAGUUUCCCUCUGUGGGUUAAUCUAAGGUGCUAAUAAAUAGAGGUUUAAAGGAAGAAUGAAGAUGUUACAUACCUCCAUUUAUCUACCGAUUGUUUUUUCUUUCUGUGAUGUAAAUAAUGAGUUUCAAACUACUGUUUGGGUGAUUUUGUGUCUACUAUAGUUUGACAACCAUGAUCACUCUCAUAAA
This is a messenger RNA of Tachysurus fulvidraco (yellow catfish), 1234 nucleotides long. Its product is annotated as serine protease 27-like. Lineage: Eukaryota; Metazoa; Chordata; Actinopteri; Siluriformes; Bagridae. Bases 207 to 1067 code for a protein of 286 amino acids. Gene Ontology annotation, biological process: proteolysis. The record is from RefSeq and is a predicted model, not a curated record. The transcript has 7 exons. Gene Ontology annotation, molecular function: serine-type endopeptidase activity.